Molecule: messenger RNA, 5580 nt
Organism: Hymenoscyphus albidus
Lineage: Eukaryota; Fungi; Ascomycota; Leotiomycetes; Helotiales; Helotiaceae
Source: the annotation of a GenBank genome assembly
CAUACGCCUUUAGGUAACCAUUAACACACUCCUAUUUCUGUUGUUGCCAGAUCAUGGAAUUGGUGGAGUAAAUUCACAUCAUGACGGCUCAGAUUCUGUCAUCAGAGCUUGCUAAUCUGAUUCAAGAGAGUAAAAGGAAACACUCGGAUCUCAGAAAUGUGAGCUAGAGCCUAUACCUAUAGUCUAUGGGAUUGAUGGGAACAUAUUGGCUACUUCAUCCCAAACUGGAUCUUUGUACUAAUAUGAACUCAGGCUGCGGAAAAAUCAUUAGAGGAGUUAAAGGGUCUGAGAUCAACUUCAGAGGCUCAAAUAGCUGCAGGUACAUUUUUAAUAUCCCCCAUGCAAUGCAACGCAACUGACAUUUCUAGAUCUUUCUGCCCGACCAAACUUCGUGACACCCUUCCUGAUUGCAUGCGGAACCAAGAAUGUCAAGUUCACUGGCAUAGCGAUCGUGUGUCUGCAGCGACUUGUUGUAUCACGUGCGUUACCGAGACCGAGAUUGAGAGAGGUUCUCGAUGCUUUUCGAGAAUCUACUUCGGCUGGACUUGAUGUUCAGCUUAAGAUUCUCCAGGCUUUGCCCUCGUUGCUCCAGAAUUAUGCGGACGAUUUGAAGGCGGAGCUUUUGGCUGCUGCUUUGAACAUUUGUACAAUCUUGCAGGCUAGUAAGAAUGGUAUUGUGAACAAUACUGCUGCUGCUACUUUGCAACAGCUUGUUGUUUCGGUAUUUGAUAAAGUAGUUGCCGAGGAUAGUGAGUUACUUUGCGUUGUCCCGGUUUGAAUGUAGCUAAGGAAAAGUAGAAGUACAGCUUGAAGUCCCUACUGUUGGCGAAGCACCAGUUGAAGAUGGCACAGUCCGGGUUCGUACCGCAGCAUUGGAUGCUUACAGAGUUUUCAAUGACCUCUGUCUUCUGACGGAAUCUCAAAAGCCACAAUUUUUGAGAUCCACGAGCAUGCCUCAAACCUUUGGACUGGAACUUAUCGAGUCGGUUUUGACCAAUCAUUCUGAGAUAUUUAUUACACAUCCCGAGCAAGCCAAUGUUCUCCGAACCAGAGUGAUGCCUUUCAUUAUUCAUUCUCUUUCGGAAAAGUUGAACUUUGCCGUUACUGUCAGAAUUGGAAGAAUUCUGUACACUUUACUCAGACGGCACCUCAGUAUCUUGGCAUCUGAGGGUGAGAUGGCUCUCGGUCUUCUAACUCAAAUGCUCGAUCAUGAUACUGCGCUCUGGAAACGAUCGUUGUGUAUGGAAGUAUUGAGGGGUAUAUUUGCUGAGGCAGCUCUCAUCCGGAGAAUAUUCGCCAUGUAUGAUGCUCAGGAAGGCAAGAAAAACGUAUUGAGAGACUUGGUUGCUGCGUUUGUGCGCAUAAGCACAGAAAAGCCUUCUGUUAUUGGACUAGGUUCCCAGUCUACAGUACCAACGAAAAUCCAGGGAGGCUCUGGAUCAGACCAAGCAAUGCUUGAAAGUGGUGUAGCAGGUAUCAUCACCGGCUCAGUCGGGUCCAACGAAAGCGCUGCUGGUAUUAGCACGCAAUGGAGCACUAUGAGAGUACCUUGUAUUGACCAGCUCGAUAAGACCGAUCCUCCUUCAGUGCCCGAAUCUUACAUUUACAGUCUCACCCUUGCAUGUGUCACUGGGUUUUCUGAAGGGUUAGCAAAAUUUAUACUACCUUUAACUGUUCCGGAGAGACCACGUAAGAAGGCUUCCCGGCAACCAGGCGCAGACCCAGCGUCAGAUUCUCCAGCAGGUGUUCCAGAAAGGAGGGGUUCCGUCAAGAAGAAUCCAGUUCCUGUGAAUCCAUUAACUCUAAAAGAACAUCCACUUUAUGAUGAGGUCAAAAUAUGUGCUGGAAUUGUCGACGAAUGCUGGCCUGCUGUACUUGCUACCUGCUCGACUUUCCUAUAUGCUGCCCUCGAUACUGAGUACUAUCAUGGUCUAGUCAGAUCAUUCCAGAAAUUCACACACGUAGCAGGGUUGCUUCGAUUGGCUACACCAAGAGAUGCUUUUUUGACCACACUUGGAAAAGCCGCUGUUCCGUCGAACGUUUUAUCUGCUAGUGCUGCUGCUAUAACAACACCGUUGACACCAACAUCUGAGUCGAGCAUAUUUUCAAACGCGAAAGGCUUGUUGAGUGUGGAAAGCUUGGUCAGCAAUGCUUCGGCUGCUCUUGAUCGUGGACGACGAGAGCCAGUCUCCGACACUAGUACCAUCUCUCUCAAUACACGAAAUCUGCUGUGCUUGAGAGCUCUCCUGAAUCUAGGAAUUGCUCUGGGUCCAACUCUAGGUCCGGCAUGGGGUAUUAUUCUUGGAACACUCCAAGAAGCCGACUUGGUUUUAUUUUCGAGCAAUAAACCGGCAAGAUCCACACCUAACCAGAAAUCUGACAGUGGGAAAGGGACUGAUGACGCUGCACUACUUGUCAAUUUUGGUAGUGAAAUAAAAGCUGUUGAGACAGCUGCUUCCAGGUUACUUGAGAGCACGGCCGAUUUCCCCAACGAAUCAUUUUUGGAAGUCGUGAUGGCAUUGUGUGCUUUGUUUGAAAAGGAAGAAGUGCCGCCAAAAUCCUCAGCAGAACCACCCAGUCCUAAGUUCGUCUCAGAAAACGCACGCCGGCCUUCACACACUUCGCAGCACAGGAGAAUCCACAGUGUUAGCACAGCUCCUGCUACACAGACGCAAGAGGACCUCUUUGCGUUAGCCAAGCUCGGGGAGCUGGCCAGUAUAAAUAUCGAGCGUCUGAUGGCAAAUGAUCCCGAGAUAAGUGGAUGGUCAAUUCUGACGGCCGAUCUUAUUAAAGCUUCUUGCUCUACUUCUACGCCAUCAUCGGUAAGACUUCGAGCUGCUGAGAUCCUUGUUCGGCUCGUCUUCGAGGCAGCAAGUUCUAGCUUGUCUUUGCCUGAAGAUAUCAGAAGCAAUAUUCAAUUGCGGUUGCUUCAAACUUUCAGAGAUGCGAUACAGCCCCUCGAAUCAAAAGAGCGAUCUUCCUCUGUUGCGAUACAUGCAAUUGAUAUCGAUAUUCACAAAGUAAUCCUCGAGGGACUUAGAAGCAUCCUGGAACAGUGUGGCGAAACUUUUGUCACCGGAUGGGACAUUGCUUUCCAAAUUAUUGGAAGUGUUUUCAUCAAGGGAGAGAAAAGUACUUCCCGGUCCAAACCCACCUCUACACAUUCAUCGCGACUGAUUCGGUCCUCCUUUGGCUCGCUUCAACUAAUUUGCUCCGACUUUUUGUCAUCGCUUCCAAAUUCUUGCUUUAUUAUUCUCGUUGAUACCCUUUAUCAUUUUUGCACGCAAGAUGAUGAUCUUAAUAUUUCGUUGACCGUAAGUAAUGAAUACCUUUAGCGGCAUGACUUUUGUUAACUCGUACAGACGGUGACAUUCUUUUGGGUUCUAUCAGAUUUCAUAUCUGGUAGGACUAACUCUCUCUCAUUGAGUCCGGAUCUUAUUCAAGGUUCUGAUGAGGAGACACUCGUCAUAAAGGCUUCUGGGGCCGACUUAAAGGUAUCAGAUGCUGCACUAUGGAUGAUGUUGCUUCUCCGCUUGACCGCUGUCACUACCGAUGAGAGGCUUGAGCUGAGGAACAGUGAGUGACUCAAACACGGCUACUUUCUAGUCACUAACUUGUGGGCAGGUGCUAUUCAUACCCUUCUUCGGAUUUUUGAUGCUUAUGGCGAACAACUCAGUCCCGAGGCAUGGUCCAUGUGUCUUCAGUCGGUCAUAUUCAAAUUGCUUUCAUCAAUCGAAACACAGUUGAAAAUCGCUCAUGAGCCUGAGUCAUUAAUUUCAGACAAGGAUCGAACUGGAUGGAACGAAACUACUGUCGUCGUUUUGACUGGGAUCACUAAUCUAUUGGCCGAUUAUCUGGAUACACUUUCCAGCCAUAGUACGUUCGGCAAGUCUUGGGCUACUUUACUCUGUCAUUACAAAUCGCUUCUCGAGUUCAAGGCUCUUGACAUCAAUACUUCCGUUUUCAAUUCCUUACGCCAAAUACUUUCUCGUGGCAAUAUUUCCGACAGCGACGUGACAAAUUUCGACCGCGCUGCCAUUGAUCUUGCAUGGGGGCUGUGGUCUCACUCUGUACCUCCCGUGACGCCAAAUCUAAAUGAGAAGAGAUUUGAUAAUCAGAAAUAUUUGGUUGCAUAUGUCUCUGCAUUGCAAGAAAUCUACAGGCUAGUGCAGGUGGACCUUGAUGCUGAGAAAGUACACCGAAUGCUUAUGUUACUGCGAGAAGCUAUCCAACAAGCAAGCGCUGCAAUCUAUACAGCAGACAUUGAGUACCUUACGCCAUUACAGACUCAAGUGUUAGAAAACCUCAAGAUUAUUCGCACUGAUAUCGAAGGGGUGCCCGGCGCCUUGAUUUCUCAAGUAUCGGAAUUUGUGGGGUUGGCGUUUGAGCCAAAAGAUACAUCAAAUACAGAAAAACGACCUACAUAUGUUGCUUUGUCGAAAGCUUCUAUGGUAUUGAUAGAAAAUUUGGUCCUGGCACAUUCGUCGGAUAAAGAUGUCUAUUCUAGCGGUGCUUUGACGUCUACACUGGGUGCGCUAGCGAAGCCGAUUGUCCUGAAAUAUGCAUUCCCGAUUGUCACUAAGAGCAUCUCACCUUGGCGUCAAGCAACCAUCUCAGCUCUGGCAAUUCUGAAAGCAGUACUGCCCGUAGUCACUAAAACGGAGUUCAAAGAUGAUGUAACACGAUCUAUUUGGAGCUCUAUUGUCACAAUUGCCAACGCCAUCACCGUAGCACAUUGCUCCGACGCCGCGGAGACAAUCGACAUCAAGUCCGAUCAAGAUUUUGAUAUUGAGUCAUUUCUCACCUUACGAGACCUCAUUACGCCAGCUUUGGGGUCGCCGUCAAUACCAGACAAAACGCGAAGGAUAUACACUGAAUCACUGUUCCACACCUCGCUUAUCCAUGCCCCUCUCCCAUCCGAACUUCCAUCCCCAACACAAGAGCUUCUUGGGGGCCUUUACACCCCUCGCAAAGGUCUGACGAUCGAUCAUCCACCAUCCUUGCGUUCCAAAAUGAGCUACGUUUGCAUCGAGACAUUACUUCUCCUCAUCUCCUUGCGCUCCAGUACACCCAACGAAAUCAAACUCGCACAGGCAGCAGCACCCUACCUCAUUCUCCGCGCCGGACUCAUCAUCCGCGCAUACAUAUCAGACCAACCAUUGCGGGGCAGAAUGCCACAACCCCUGAGCCAGCGGACUGAGCUACUUUAUAUCCUAAAGGCAUUAGUGAGUUUGAGAUGCGAGCCGGACGCGAUACCGGACGCACCGGGUGUGGAGAGCGAAGGGAAGAAACAUUUGCAUAGGCUUUAUCCGUUGCUUGCGAAGGCUGUUAGGGCUGCUAGUCGUGAUCAGGAGGUUCUGGAGUGGCUUGGGAGGGCGCUUGAUGAAGUUGGGAUGGAGUUUGGUGUUUAGAUUGAUUUGAGAUGAUGUUCAAAAUUGGGAUGAAACGUAGGGCGCUUUGGUGGGUGGUAUGGUUUAGGAAUUGUAGUUGGAAUCAUAAAUUGAGCAUACUUUUGCAGAAGCUGAUGAGGUCCAUGAGAUCUGACUUAAGGAUAGGAUGUUUCUUGGUGUUGUGAUCGCG